Molecule: messenger RNA, 1677 nt
Organism: Aspergillus pseudotamarii
Lineage: Eukaryota; Fungi; Ascomycota; Eurotiomycetes; Eurotiales; Aspergillaceae
Gene: erg27
Product: protein erg27
Exons: 1
Coding region: 254-1378 (374 amino acids)
Biological process (GO): signal transduction
Cellular component (GO): cytoplasm
Source: RefSeq, a predicted model, not a curated record
ACUGUACCGCUUCUGAAUAAACUGGGUUGAUUCUACCGUUCGCUUGUGCGCGCCUCCGAGGUAAGAUGACAAGCUCUUUAGCACUCUUUCUGUUCCAUAUUUUCCACUGCAUUUCACUGUCGCAUUCAAAAUAUACUCGAACGACGAAGCCUUCUAUUUCUCCUUGUGCAUUUGACAGCUCAAUUGAGUGCGAAUUGGCCUAGGCCAUCAUUAGUAGCACUUCGAUUGUUUUGGAGACAAUCAUUUCGCUAACAUGGCACAAUAUGCAAUGCACAUGGCUAAUAUCUGCGGCGGCUUCUCUAUCAUAGACCCGAAUCUUCUGGCUUUGUGGAUGGCUUCCUCCGAGGUAGACCAGAAGGCUUUGGGCAAUUUUGCGGCCUUAACCAGCCUCGAAAACCCCUUCCUGUCCGCAAUGCUCUAUAGAGUUCUAGGCCUUUCGGUCAUGCUUUCGAAGAAGCUACUUCGUGCACGACGACUACGGCGACUGGAUCCUAGCCGAGAAACUAAGUCACUCCAAUUAUAUCAUCAUAUCUUAUGGCUCUCCCGUGAAGGACUACUGAUUUUGGAAGAGUUCGUUCUUCCGAUGGUUGAGGGAUAUGUGGAGCUGAAGAUCCUAGCCUAUAAACUUCGAGCAUCCUUUUACCACAUAUUUGUACUUUUUCACAAUCAGCCCGCAGUUCACUGUCCGGGCAUCACCAGUUUUCCGAGCAAUGGUACUAAACCAAACGACGCACCCAAGGCCGAAUCACCUACUAAAGAACCGGGGUCGAGAUUCUCAUUUAGAUCGAACGCAGAAUCAAUAACAGUCCCUGAACAUCCAGCUUACAGCUCGGGGAACGUCUCUCGGUACACUGCUAUCCAAGUUCCUCCUGGACUUGCACCCGUUCAACCGCCCAAGGCAUCGUCCUUUCUUCUGCCUGCUCUCGAUUACACCCCUACGGCGACGGCAUGCUUCAAUCACGCAGCUCUCUUGGCUGAACGUUUUCUUCCUGGCUCUCACCCUUUACGUCUGUCUAUUAAGCUUGAAUAUGCGGCGUAUCUUUACGACUGUCUCCAUGAUUCUAAUGCUUGUCGGCGGGUGGCCAAACAAGCUAUAGCAGAUGUUUAUAAAGCUCAAGAAGCUAUGGAUGAUGAAAGCUUCGCGGACGCCGCUGAGAUCGUUGGAAUCUUGGGAAAGAUGGUUAAGCGUGGGGGCAAGACUAGCAGCACUGAAGGUAGUAGCACGGCCUCUGCGACUCUUCGAGACGGGAGCUCGAGAAGUGAAUUUGGCGAUACACCGGCAACAGUCACACCAGUGCCACCGGUAACAGAACCGCCAAAGACUAGCAAUGACUUGCCUCCGGCCGUUCCUGACCCUACCAUGAUGAACCCAAUCUAAUACCACCACAAACACGAGUGCUGAUGAAUAAUUGUGGCUAUUGUCGCUACGAUUGUACAUGAUGGCCAAACGUGCUGCAGUGUGGGUGUUUGAUGAAAUUCAAAGAUCUCCGUUGUGGCACUGGUCUUGUCUUCUGUCUUUUUACUUUGUUUAUAGCGACUUUGAUGUAUUCUUUUGUCUUUUAUUGGUUUCUAGGCGCUUAUACCUCUAAUGCGGCAAUUCUACAUAGUCGUUCUGUAUUAUCCAACCCCACAAUGUUAGCAAAAAGAAGCGAUAUGCUGGGAUGUACAUUGUUUUUG